UAUUAAGAUAUAAGUGUUGCAUUUAUUUGAUAAUCCACCCUGUAUAAUAAGGUUAUUACUUGUUAAUAUUGUUAUCACUAUUAUUGGUGUUGAUGACUACAUUAAUGGCCUGUAAUUCUCCGUUUGAACUUCCUGUGUUUGUUUGUGAUUUCAUUGCUUCCCCUCGCGUAUAAAGUUGGAUAUCACUUGCACUGCACGCAGUCUCACAUUUAGCCUCGUGCAGAGAAGAUCAGUGCAAAACGAACAACUUGUAAAGUAAGAAGAGAGAAAAAUAAAAUAACAACAUCUGCAGUGAAGACGAGCGUCAAAGCUAACUCAGAGAGAUUCAAAAUGUUUCUCCAAGAAAUUUUGGUUUUGAUCACCGUUCUAUUACCGGUUGUAUUCUCCACAGAAGAUGUUGAAACUCAGAAGAAACGAUCGGUAAAUUACUACACCGUUGAAGGUUGCUACUCCUCAUUUCCAAGCGCAGGUUUGAGAAGACGGAUGCGUGGCCAUAACUCCAACGUAAAGUGUCAAGAGAUAUGCAGAGAUAAGGGUUACAUUUUGGCGGCGACGAAAGGCGAUCAAUGUCAGUGUGGGAACAUGUACCCCAAAGGAAAAAAAUUGGCCGACAAUCGAUGCACCAGCAGAUGUCGAUCGUGGUCGCCCUGUCAUGGACCUCAAAGCUGCUGCGGUGGACCCAGUGCUUAUACCGUGAGCGUCGUUGGCAACAUUGAUGUCGCGAAACAAGUUCUUCGUAAACUAAGUCACGCAUGGCAAACAAACAGCGGGUACAGGAAGUACAUGAUCGCACAGGUUAGAAGACCACGCACUAGAAGCAACAAGGACAACUGGUGGAAAUCGUUUGACCAUAAAGGUUGGUCGCAAUGCGGGCAUGGCAGGUACAUGGCAGGAUUGUACAGGAACAAGAGAAGAAGACGAAGAGACCCAAUUUUCCUUCUUGAAGCGGCGAAGUGUGUCGAUGCGCCUGGCUACCUGUAUUCAUCACCGGGGGAUCGGUAUUGUUACAACCACAACUGGUGGAAAAGUUUCGAUCGCAAAGGUUGGUCUACCUGCAAAUACGGUUACUACAUGACCGGACUCUGGAGAAAUUCGGGAAAUAAAUUAAGCCACAUCGAAGAAGCCAAAUGCUGCCGGCCGAAGUCCCAGGUGAGACGAUGGGGACAUUGUUACAAAAAAAACGUCUGGAAAUCAUUCGAUCGCAAAGGAUGGAACAACUGUAAACGAGGAUACUACAUGGCGGGGUUAUACAGAAACUCGUGUAACAAAUUAUACUGCUUGGAAGAGUUUAAAUGCUGCAAGAUGGGAUCUUACAAUGGAAAUUCAUGGGUAAAUAAACCAGAUUUAGUGAUCAAAGUCAAAGAUAAAUCUGGACAGCUUAAACAGUGUUCAAUGAAUGCGAUGGAUAGAUCUGCUGGUAGCAACACAUACAAGUGCAAAAGUAUUUCCGAUCGCUCCAACAUUUUGGCGCUCAAUGCUUUGAAAUUCAACAUCGAAGAUAAGUCGCCACUGAACGUCGCCAAACCUGAACCAGUCAAAGGUUUUCGUCCUGUCAUAUGCUCCGCUCAUUCCAAUCCAUACAAGUGCACGAAGUGGCUCACAACAUCGGUAUCAACUUCAUCCACCUUCAAGAUCGGUUCAGGAUUCUCUUUGGCGGUAAAAGUUGGGGCAUCUGUGCAAAUCAGUGCAGAACUUUUUGGCACAGGAGCAAAAACCACCUUCACAACUGAAGUCACGGCCACAUCCUCUUUCAAUGUCGAAUCCAGCAAGACGAAUACGUACACGACAACGGAUAAGACGGAUGUUUCCAUUGAAGUGCCGAAAAACACUGAAAUCACCAUCAACCUUCUGAGAACUGUCCAGGACUUGGAGUACAAGUGGAAAGCAAUCUUCGAGUUGUUGGGAAAAUACUCUGUUAAAUGGAGAAAUGGUCAGGAAAUUUCUCAAGAUGUGACGACUGUGCUGUCUGGGUCGAAGAGACAGAUAUAUGCAUUUGGUAGGUGGAGUUAUCCAGGUACAGAUGUCUUGAGAGUGGUGAUCACUGACAAGUAUGGGAAUAAGAAGUCUGAUGGAUGUGAGCAUGAGACAGGAAAAGGAAAGCGUUGUGAUUUGUGAAGAAGAAAAUAUAUAAACAUUUUGUGAACUUAUAUUAAUACCAGAUAUUCACUCGUGUCGUUCUAAUCAAGAGAACAUGUUAGAACUUUUAAGCAAUUUUCAUUCAUCUUUCAUUCAUUCAGAAUUAGCACUACAGUUGUCACCAAAUAAGUGCGUUUUCCUUUAUUUUUGAAUAAUAAAUUUUAAUACUUGCUGUUUAAAUCAUGUCGCAAACUAAUUAACAAUCUUAUUUUGCAUCACUCGCCACUGCGCAUGCCAAAACAUUUUAGGAAACCCUUAAAAUAGCUGUAUGAUGUCGUCAGCAUUUAAUAUUUGGGAUUGUGUCUUACCACGUCUGGAUUCCACGAAUAUAGUUCUCCCUUAAGUUUUCACCAUCUCGUACCUCGGAAAACAAAAAAAAUUACUCCACACGCGAAAUUCCACCCAGUGGGAAAGAGCCACCGUCGCAUCACUAAACAUUCUUCCGUUUUUUUAUCAAGGUGACUGGAUGUUUUUCGUAAUGCCUGCUUACUUUGAUCAGCAUUUCAUUCAGAGUUUUUUGGCCCGUUGGUUGUAUGAAAGCCAGAUAUAGCGCUAUCCACCGGAUACUGAUUUUUUCAAUCGCUUAAUUAUUAAAUUUAAAAUUGCCCGUUGUUUGGUAUAACUUUGAAUAAAUCUAGUAUAUAGAAUCUAGAAUAUAGUCUUCCUAUAUUGAGGAUCCUGUCUCACAACGGCUCAAAAAUUCACUAUCCAGUGGAUAGCGCUAUCUAUAGUACAAUCGGCCCCAUGAUUACAUUACAAAAUCAUUUGCAUUCAGUGUGUGAUAAACAGUUCUGUUUUAACGCGUUCCUCGACACAAUUAAAAGUUAACUAGUUAUGCCGUUAAAAGUUAACUAGUCUUUUAUCAUCUGGUCCCUGAUCUGUAUCUUAAAUAGAUUCUUUUUAAUCCUAAACUUAUGCUAUUGGUUUUCCUUCCUCUAAUAUCCUGCUCAAGGCUAUGCGGAACAGAAGAUUG
Messenger RNA from Dendronephthya gigantea, 3109 nucleotides. RefSeq lists its product as uncharacterized. The transcript has 2 exons. NCBI's taxonomy places the organism in Eukaryota, Metazoa, Cnidaria, Anthozoa, Malacalcyonacea, Nephtheidae. The record is from RefSeq and is a predicted model, not a curated record. Bases 331 to 2115 code for a protein of 594 amino acids.